Molecule: messenger RNA, 5189 nt
Organism: Daphnia magna
Lineage: Eukaryota; Metazoa; Arthropoda; Branchiopoda; Diplostraca; Daphniidae
Gene: emb
Product: exportin-1
Exons: 9
Coding region: 290-3517 (1075 amino acids)
Biological process (GO): protein export from nucleus; ribosomal small subunit export from nucleus; ribosomal large subunit export from nucleus
Cellular component (GO): cytoplasm; nucleus
Molecular function (GO): nuclear export signal receptor activity; small GTPase binding
Source: RefSeq, a predicted model, not a curated record
UACCAGUUUGCACCAUCAGCAACGCAUGUACAAAUUGCGCGGAAAGUCUUUCGAAUUUUCAGUCUAAUCAAGCACGCAAUUUCGCUGGUUCAUUUAAUCAGCUUCAGUUGUAUUCUAUUUCAAUUCAUGCACUAUCGGAUUUAGUUUUAAGUUAAACCUGUAUUGUUUGCAAGCAACGCUGCAUUGUUGGGGCAGUUGAUCACGUUCGCUCUCAUUCAAAACUAUCACUGACAUUUUCAGUUCUGCUGCUUAAACUACUUUUAUUGGGACCGUAACACACAACCUUGUAAUGGCAACUCUAGCAGAGCAAGCAUCGAAGCUGCUGGACUUUGACCAGAAGUUAGACAUCACAUUGCUCGAUAGUAUAGUUGGGUGCAUGUACUCUGGAGCUGGGGAACAACAACGCCUAGCACGUGACGUCUUGACGACACUGAAGGAGCACCCUCAGGCAUGGACGAGGGUAGACACAAUCCUCGAGUUUUCCAGUAACCAAGAAACAAAGUAUUACGCCCUGCAAAUUCUGGAAGCUGUUAUAAAAACUCGAUGGAAAACCUUACCUCGAGAGCAGUGUGAAGGAAUCAAGAAAUACAUCGUGGGUUUAAUCAUCAAAACGUCUUCGGAAAACGAAACGGCUGAACGUGAAAAAGUGUAUCUUAGUAAACUCAAUAUGGUACUGGUUCUGAUUCUGGAACGUGAAUGGCCUAAGCACUGGCCAUCGUUCAUCCCAGACAUCGUUGGCGCUAGCAAAACCAACGAGAGCCUGUGCCAAAAUAAUAUGGCCAUCCUGAAGCUACUUUCUGAAGAAGUUUUCGACUUUUCGUCGGGUAACAUGACGCAGAUCAAAGCUAAGCAUCUGAAGGAUUCCAUGUGCUCUGAAUUUUCUCAGAUUUUCCAGCUCUGCCAGUUUGUCAUGGACAAUUCGGCGAACGCUGCGCUGGUCGGUUCUACUCUAGAGACGCUUUUACGCUUUCUCAGCUGGGUGCCUUUGGGCUACAUAUUUGAAACUAAGCUGAUAACAACCCUCAUCUUUAAAUUUCUGAACGUGCCACUCUUUCGCAAUGUCACGUUGAAGUGUCUCACAGAAAUUGCAGGCCUAGCUACUGGUCCUCAAUAUGAUGACGCAUUCGCUGCUCUUUUCGCUCAGACGAUGGCUCAGCUGGAGUUGAUGUUGCCACUUGACAUCAACAUAAAAGAAGCUUUCGCCAAAGGGCACGACGCAGAGCAAAAUUUUAUCCAGAACUUGGCAAUGUUUUUGUGCACGAUGCUUCGUCAACACGGUCCUCUGAUGGAGCGUCGUGAGAAGGGCAAUGUUCUCAAAGCACUUCAGUAUUUGUUACUAAUCUCCGAGGUAGAGGAAACUGAAAUAUUCAAAAUUUGUCUCGAAUACUGGAACGCUCUGGCUGCUGACUUGUACCGUGAAACUCCUUUUACCAUCCCUACGGUUCCCAUGUUUAUGACGAAAACAAGUAACACAGGAUCAUCUGCGCGGCGAAUCUUCUACCAGGCUGUCCUCAGUCGGUUACGUUACAUUAUCAUCAGCCGAAUGGCGAAACCCGAGGAGGUGUUAGUGGUUGAGAACGAGAAUGGCGAGGUGGUUCGAGAAUUCAUGAAGGACACAGACUCUAUUAAUCUUUACAAGAACAUGCGUGAAACCCUCGUCUACCUGACCCAUUUGGAUUACGUUGAUGCCGAAAGAAUCAUGACGGAUAAACUACAAAACCAAGUCAACGGGACGGAAUGGUCGUGGAAAAACUUGAACACGUUGUGUUGGGCCAUUGGCAGUAUAUCAGGUGCCAUGCACGAAGAAGACGAGAAGCGUUUCUUGGUCACUGUGAUCAAAGAGCUGCUCGGUCUUUGUGAACAGAAAAAAGGCAAAGACAAUAAAGCGAUUAUUGCCUCGAAUAUCAUGUACGUAGUGGGGCAGUAUCCACGUUUUCUUCGCGCUCAUUGGAGAUUCCUAAAAACAGUUGUCAACAAACUUUUCGAGUUUAUGCAUGAAACACAUGACGGUGUCCAGGAUAUGGCCUGUGAUACCUUCAUCAAAAUCGCCCAAAAAUGCCGGCGGCACUUUGUGCAGGUGCAAGCAGGUGAAGUGACUCCUUUCAUCGAAGAGAUCCUGUCGACCAUUAGUACUAUCAUUUGCGAUCUCCAACCGCAACAAGUCCACACGUUCUACGAAGCUGUCGGCUACAUGAUCAGCGCUCAGAACGAAAAAUUUGUCCAAGAGCCUUUGAUUGAGCGCUAUAUGCUCCUACCCAACCAAGUAUGGGACGACAUUAUUAAUCAGGCGACGCGCAAUGUCGAUGUUCUUAAAGAUCCCGACGCUGUCAAGCAGUUGGCUAAUAUUCUGAAGACAAACGUCCGUGCCUGUAAAGCGUUGGGCCACCCAUACGUCUCUCAGCUCGGCAGGAUCUACCUAGACAUGUUGAAUGUGUACAAAGUGAUGUCAGAAAACAUAAGUGGCGCCAUCGCCCUCAGCGGAGAAAACGUCACCAAGCAGCCAUUAAUUAAGAGCAUGCGACUUGUCAAGAAGGAAACACUUAAGCUCAUCUCAGACUGGGUGUCUCGUUCCAACGAUCCUGAGCUCGUGCUCGAUAACUUUAUCCCACCGUUGUUGAAUGCAGUUCUCUACGAUUACCAACGAUGCGCAGUUCCAUCGGCCCGCGAGCCUGAAGUUCUCAGCACGAUGGCCACCAUUGUCAACAAACUGGAGGCUCACACCACGUCAAAUGUGCCAAAAAUAUUUGACGCCGUGUUCCAGUGCACGCUGGACAUGAUCAACAAAAACUUUGAAGAAUUUCCUGAACAUCGCACCAACUUCUAUCUCUUGCUACAGUCGGUCAAUAACCAUUGUUUCCCUGCCUUCCUAAGUCUGCCUCCUGCGCAAUUCAAGCUAGUGCUCGACUCGAUCAUUUGGGCUUUCAAGCAUACGAUGCGCAAUGUGGCUGAUACCGGUCUCGACAUUCUUUACCAGCUCUUGCAAAACGUGAGCCAGCACGAACAGGCGGCGCAAAGCUUCUAUCAGACCUAUUACAUCGAGAUUCUACAACACGUUUUCUCUGUUGUGACGGAUACAUCGCAUACGGCAGCCCUCACCAUGCACGCUACAAUCCUAGCCUAUAUGUUUACCAUCGUCGAAAUGGGAAAGGUGGCGGUAUCAUUAAAUAGUGCGGUUCCUGUUGUGGCACCGGAGAAUCUGGCAGCCGCGAACGUAAUUUUCGUCCAAAACUUUGUGGCAGAGGUGCUGCAUAAUGCCUUCCCCCACCUGACACAGCUCCAAAUUAAAGUGACAGUUGAAGGUCUCUUUAAUUUAGAUCAAGACAUCACUGGUUUUCGGGAACAUCUCAGAGAUUUUCUCGUUCAGAUCAAAGAAUUCACCGGGGACGACGACAGCGACCUCUACUUGGAAGAAAGGGAGGGUGAACUGCGGCGUGCUCAAGACGAGAAACGCAAAGUUCAAAUGUCUGUGCCGGGCAUUUUGAACCCGCACGAAAUCGCCGAAGAAAUGCAAGAUUAAAUCUUACUUAAAUCUUAAGGUACGCAGCCUGAGCCCCCGAUGCUUUAUUUGAGUGAAGCAAAACACAACAGUGGUGGGCCCUUGCAUCAUUAAACAGUUCACAGUGUGCAGAAUGUGCUUGAUUCAUCAUACAAUUUGAGAGAACAUGGGGCCACGAACAAGGAUUGGGUCGUAUCGUUUCUUUUUUAAGAAAUGGGUCGGGGAUAGUUUUUUUUUGUUUUUUUUUUCUCGUACGAUUUAUUCAUUAUACUUUUUUUCCCCUUUCGCGUCGGUUUUUCCUCGUUUAUUUUUGCCUUGCGAAGACAAACGACUUGUAAAGUCAUCAGUCAAAAUCAUUGUGGUGUAGUACAGUAUGCGUGCGACAGUGUGCUUGUGUCUUAGUAAAAAAGGAAAGCUGGAGAAUUAGCUGGAGUUUCAGGAAGAAAGAGUACCAUCCCUAUUCCCUUCUAUCACCACAUGAUCUUUUUCAACUGACACGUCAUUAUUCAUUUCUGCGAUCACCUGAAGCAGUUGCUGUCGUUUUCUAUUCUUUUUCUUAUCGUUUGCAAAAUAGAUCAAGACAGAAAGUUAACAUCGGAUCACGUCGAAAUUCAUAUACGAGCACAUCCCCUGUGGUUUCAUUUUUUGCUUUAUCCAUGGCAACUUACUCCCUCCCUCUCUUUCGUGUCACCAUGAUGACGGCUAUUCACGCUUCUGUCACUUUUUGACGCUUUACUUUAUAUUACACCUCGAGUUUCCGUAUAAAAAUGAUCAUAGCCCUUCUUGUGGUAACAUAAUGUCGUGUGUGAUUGCGCUAUGUACUUGUAAUUUUUUGUCUCCUUCUUCCUUUAUGGUUUUUUUUUUUUUUUAUUUUUCUCUUCUUUGGUUCGUCGUCCAGUCGUAACUGAUUGGAAAAAAAAAAAACACACAUUUGGGAUUGGUGAUUUUGUUUCAUCUUUCGAUGGGUCAUACAUUUUUGGGGGUUCACUUCUAUGUCCUCUGUGAGGAGCUGGGCCCAAACCUCAAUCCCUUACCACCACUUUCCCCUAUCCUUCAAAACUUGUUUAAUGCGUGGGAUACUUUGAAAAAACAAACAAAAAACAUCCUUCCCUGUCACAUGUUUCUCCCAUUGCAAGCAAUUGAUUCUUUUCUCUAUAUUAGAUAAACCCCAAUCGGACGAAUUGUCCACGUCUGAACAAUCGAUACAUAAAAUUUCUAACUAUAUAGCAAGAGUGCGUAAUUUUCGGUGUCGCCACCACCUUCUAAGACGGGCUGCUUCAUUUUUGAACUUGGCGCCCUUGGUGUGCUAACCAUCGUUUGAUGACUGCUCUCCUUCGAUCACAAGCAUCCACUUCCGCCUGUUACGUAGCACCUUUCAUGGCCAACAUCCUCCUAUAUCCACGAGUCGAAGCAAAUUAUUUUUGAAUUUAUUUAUUUUGGCCAUUUUUUUUUAAUUUUUUUUUCCUUCAAAUUUUUCAUUUUAGUUACAUGUUCGAUUGUUCUUGUCCCUCUUAUAUGAUAUCUGUGUACCCAGAUGAUAUCUAUCCCAAAACUCCUCUUUUCUCCGACCUCCCUCCCUUUUUUGUAUCUCCUCCCUUUUCACUUGAUUAAGCGAAAGAAAAGGAAAAAAAAUCGGAUGUAAACCGACAUGUCACCGGACCCGAAAAUACAGCAGUGAAUCGUUGAACACACA